UUGGUCCAGCCCCCAACAUUUCUUUUUAACAGUCACUGAUGAGCAUGUGGCCACCUCUACUCUCCUGAAGAAGCCUCAACGGCGAAACGUCGAGACCGGAGACCGCUCUCUCUUUUUUACAUUUUUUUAUGGCAAGAUUUUAAACUUUCUUUUUAUUAUUAAAGUAUAUACCUUUUAAAACUAGGACAGCGAUUGCCUUUUUUAGCCAACUAUUUUUAAACCCACAAGAUGGCCGCACCUUGUUAAGCCACAGCAGGGUUUGGAGCAGGACAAGGCCGAGGGUGAGUCACUUGGAUUUUACCAGCAAAAGAGUGUGCACACUGAAGAUUCCUACCAGAACUCACCAGAACUUGGACCCUUGGACUUUCUAAAUCCUCAAACAUUACAGUCUGCUGUGUAUGGCUUUAAAUAUAACAGGAUCAAUUACAUCAAUCUGAUCCUUAAACGUAAGUGUCCGGUAGUUGAACUUGUUUUACUUGGUUGCAAUCAUUUCCUUGUUUUAAAACUCCUUUUUUAUACAACAAACAAGGUUCUAUAGGGAAUUGCCUCUUUCUCUCUUUCCCCCCCCCCCCUUUUUUUUCUCUUUUUACUCCUUUUAACUUGUCUAUUCAAUUCUUUUUGUUUUAUUGUUAUUUUUAACCAACAAUUGUUUUUUACUCAAGGGUGGGGCUGAUUGCCCGGCCCAGCCUCGGGUUUGCAGGAAACCAUCCUGUGGCCAACGCUGGUAUUAGCUGAACUUUCACUCCUUUCUUCCUCCCCCUCCCUCUCCCUUCCUUUUUUACUCUUUUUCAAUUUCUUCAUGGACUCUCCGAACCCUCAGCGAUCCAACAUGCCCAUACCCCUUAAUAACCGUUUUUCAGCACUGGCUUCUCCUCCUGGGGAGGUGAGGGGCGGGAAUGUAUUACAUCACUCUCGUCCCCUCCUCCCCACGGGGAAAACUACACAACCUCCACACCCACAUAGUCUACCUCCACACCCACAUAGUCUACCCACACAUAUCUAUUUACAAGCCAAAUCAUAUUUCAAAUUACUGCAGGCCAUUCACCACUCAGAAAUUCUCAACACUACAUUCAACAACCAUACAUUCCCACAGGGCAUGAUGAGGAAGGUGACUCGCCUCACCUCCUUCAUCAAGCCCUCCUCACCCAAUGAAACAACCCAACUCAAGGUACAACAGAACACUGACACCUGGAUGCUAAACAAUAUGCACAUCCUCCGUGAGCACUAUGACUCUGUGAUCGCUGUGGGGUUGGAGACCAUCCCUACUUUUAAUCAGAUUCCCUUUGACAAGGCGCUCCAGUGGGGGAGAUCGAGAUAUGGGAGGAAGCUCACCUCCUCCUCCAUCAACACACUGCGGGACAUCACAUCUAAGAGCCCGCCGACGGAGGAGGGGGCCCCUAUGUCUCGACUCUCCCCCCUUGACUACCCCCCACUCCCUAACCCAGUAAAUCCCCUCCUCUUUCAACAGUUGGACCCCUCUCACCAUCCCAUUUCCCCUCCGCUCACUACCACCUUACUUAUCACUCCUUCUUCUCCUCCAUCCCUUACUUCUCUCACUCCUGCCCUCAAGAUUCAAACUCCUCCUACUUCUCCUUCUCCUCCCCCCCUUACCCCUUCUUCUUUUCCUCUUCUUCCCCCCUACAGAGACCUCUGUACCCCCAGUGAGGGCGCGGGGGCUUUUGAUGUGGUGGCUCCGCCCACGACCCAUCUGCUCGAAUGCAACCCGCCGCUUACAGUAGAGGUGGAGAUUCAUCCCCUUCCUCCCAGAGAAAGCGGCCGGUUGCGGGCCCGUCGGGCGGAGCGUCCCGUCAUCUCCCCUGCGCCUUCCUCCCCCUCCCCCUCACACACGGAUGCAACUCACCCACCACAAACGCACUACAGUAAUGUGGCUCUCCCGUGCAGUAACACUAUCUCCUCCUCUUUCUCCAUAGACACACCCCACCAUCUGAUUUGCCCGCUUCUGCCGCCAGCAGCAACUCCGCGGCCCCACUUGGCUCUCCAGGACGCCCGGAACCACACUCGCACCCCCACACUUAACGCAAAAUCCAGGACUGGUCGCUGGAGGUGCGGAAGACGACCCUGGUGAUUGGGGACUCGAACCUGUCCCGCAUUCCAAAAUUCACCCACCCACACAUUCAAGUAGACAGUUACCCCGGUGCAAACUUCCAUCACAUAAAUGCAAUUUUAAGUAAACUCACUCCUCACCCACAACCACUUCACGUUAUUUUAUCAGUAGGCCUGAACAAUUGCCUUUCAGAGCACGAACCCACCA
Messenger RNA from Anarrhichthys ocellatus (wolf-eel), 2272 nucleotides. Its product is annotated as mucin-2-like. The record is from RefSeq and is a predicted model, not a curated record. The transcript is spliced from 2 exons. The coding region runs from base 800 to 2086 and encodes 428 amino acids. NCBI's taxonomy places the organism in Eukaryota, Metazoa, Chordata, Actinopteri, Perciformes, Anarhichadidae.